UCCCACCGGCUCGUAGCUGCAGGCCACCGCCAAGGGGCGGGGCGGCCGGGAGGAACCGCGUUCUGGAGCGGGAGGGAGGGAGAUCCGCCGCCGAGUUACGGGAAAGUUGGUCCGAGUUCCCGGGAGUUUCCCGGUGUGGUCCCUUGCGUUCGGCCGGCUGCUCCCGGGCUCCUCUCCUACCUACGGCCUUCACGGUCCAUUCGGCCCCUCUUUCUGCCACGGGCGGCCAUGGAGCAGCCGCCGGCGCCCAAGAGCUACUGAGUAUAUUGGCAAAUGAAACAGAUGGGGACUUUGCCUGAAUGUCACAUCUUCUCCAAGUGGAGUAAGCUAAAAAAGCUGAGUGAAGACAGUUUGACUAAGCAGCCUGAAGAAGUUUUUGAUGUCCUGGAGAAGCUUGGAGAAGGGUCUUAUGGAAGUGUUUUUAAAGCAAUCCAUAAGGAAUCUGGUCAAGUUGUUGCAAUUAAGCAAGUACCUGUUGAGUCAGAUCUUCAAGAAAUAAUCAAAGAAAUCUCCAUAAUGCAACAGUGUGACAGUCCGUAUGUUGUGAAGUACUAUGGCAGUUACUUUAAGAACACAGACCUCUGGAUUGUUAUGGAGUACUGUGGAGCAGGGUCCGUUUCAGACAUAAUUAGAUUACGAAACAAGACAUUAACAGAAGAUGAAAUUGCAACUAUUCUAAAAUCCACCUUGAAAGGAUUAGAAUAUUUGCAUUUCAUGAGGAAAAUACACAGAGAUAUAAAAGCUGGGAAUAUUCUCCUCAAUACAGAAGGACAUGCAAAGCUUGCAGAUUUUGGAGUGGCUGGCCAGUUAACAGAUACAAUGGCAAAGCGCAAUACUGUAAUAGGAACCCCAUUUUGGAUGGCUCCUGAGGUAAUUCAAGAAAUCGGUUACAACUGCGUGGCUGACAUCUGGUCCCUUGGCAUCACUUCUAUAGAAAUGGCAGAAGGAAAACCUCCUUAUGCUGAUAUACAUCCAAUGAGGGUAAGCUUGACAUUGUGUAAACAAGUCAACAAAAUACAACAGAACAAGGCUAUUUUUAUGAUCCCUACAAACCCACCACCAACAUUCAGAAAGCCUGAACUUUGGUCUGAUGACUUCACCGAUUUUGUGAAGAAGUGCUUGGUGAAGAGUCCUGAGCAGAGAGCCACGGCGACACAGCUAUUACAGCAUCCUUUUAUCAAGAAUGCAAAACCCGUGUCAAUAUUAAGAGACCUGAUCACUGAAGCCAUGGAAAUCAAAGCCAAACGGCAUGAAGAGCAGCAGAGGGAGCUAGAAGAGGAGGAAGAAAACUCGGAUGAAGAUGAGCUGGAUUCACACACCAUGGUGAAGACAACUUCAGAAAGCGUGGGCACCAUGCGGGCCACAAGCACGAUGAGCGAAGGCGCCCAGACGAUGAUUGAACAUAGCAGCACCAUGUUAGAGUCGGACCUGGGCACCAUGGUUAUAAACAGUGAGGAGGAGGAGGAGGAGGAGGAGGACGGAACUAUGAAAAGAAAUGCAACGUCACCCCAAGUACAAAGACCUUCUUUCAUGGACUACUUUGAUAAGCAGGACUUCAAGAACAAGAGUCAUGAAAACUGUGAUCAGAGCAUGCGUGAGCCGUGCGCUGUGUCAAACAAUGUUUUUCCUGACAACUGGAGGGUUCCUCAAGAUGGAGACUUUGAUUUUUUAAAAAAUCUAAGUUUAGAAGAACUACAAAUGCGGCUAAAAGCACUGGACCCCAUGAUGGAACGAGAAAUAGAAGAACUGCAUCAAAGAUACAGUGCAAAAAGACAACCUAUCCUGGAUGCCAUGGACGCAAAGAAGAGGCGGCAGCAGAAUUUCUGACCAGAUUCCCUGUCUCAGUAUGACCAGAGACUAAGCAACCACAAGAGUUGAAGGAAUUAUAAUACUUUUUAAUCCCUAAAAUGUAUAUUCUGCAAUUUUUUAAAACUCAAAAUUGAUGGUACACACCUAGAUAAAUUUCCCAAAGCAAACCUUACAGUCGUGCCCACCCUGACGUCGUUUUGAAAGGAUGGGAACAAUACAUGUGCUCCCUUCUCUCUGCCAGCUGUCACACCUGCAACAAAACCCAUCUAGAGUCAAAGCUGCAUGCAGAGACUUUGGAAAGCCAAAGCUGUUGCUUAGCCACAGCACUGGUGGGCUCUGUUACUGUGUUCUUUACCCCUAUGGAGAAGCCUAUUUAUUGACCCCUAGGUAGACUUAUUUAUUUAUGCAGUUUCACUUCUUUGUUUUUUUGUUUUUUUGUUUUUUUGUUUUUAAGACAAGAUCAGGAUAGUUUUGGUGAAUGUCCGGACACAUUGCAUAUUAUAACACACAACCAAAUUGUACACUAAGCAGGGAGCUCUGGGAGUAUUCCUUCAUCUCGAUAGAAACAAAGUCAUGACUGCCCUAAUAUCCAAAUGGACCAGACAUUUUAUACUGAAGAUUUAAUACCAUUUCUACCUUUUGAAGUGUUAAUUCUUGAUUUUGAUAUUGCUAAAAAAUAAAACUAUAUAUACAUAGGUCAAAAAGAGUACAGUAUAAAACCAAAGAAAUCAAUGAAUUCUUGCACACAAAAAAUGUGUAGGAAAUAUUUUUAAAGACAUGAAACCUGAGAAAACAAUGUAAUUGUUCAUGUUUCUUUUAUUCGUCUGCAGUAGCCUCAUCCAGUUUAUUCUAUGAGAAUAUGCUUCUAUCACAGGACUUUUUGUUGAUUUCAUUUAUUUCCUGGGAAUUGGUAAGCAUCAUGUAUCUGACAAUAAAACAGUAAGAAACAUUUAUACUAAACUAAAUCUUUAGGGCCUAAAAAGAUAUUAAAGCAUUAGAAAAAGACUCAUUUCUGAGGAGCAUUAGCAUUUGUGUAAUUGACCUGGGACCAGUCUUUUCCUCCACUACACAUGGCCAUUUUGACAGUGUGUGUUCUUUUAUGUGUUAAUUACUAUGUGUGCAUCACAAAGACAAAUAAAUUCCACUGUGCCACCCAGAA
Apodemus sylvaticus (European woodmouse) is the source of this 2968-nucleotide messenger RNA. RefSeq names its product serine/threonine kinase 3 (gene Stk3). The transcript is spliced from 13 exons. Bases 274 to 1827 code for a protein of 517 amino acids. Gene Ontology annotation, biological process: regulation of MAPK cascade; intracellular signal transduction; protein tetramerization. The record is from RefSeq and is a predicted model, not a curated record. Gene Ontology annotation, cellular component: cytoplasm. Lineage: Eukaryota; Metazoa; Chordata; Mammalia; Rodentia; Muridae. Gene Ontology annotation, molecular function: ATP binding; protein serine/threonine kinase activity.